This is a messenger RNA of Corylus avellana, 546 nucleotides long. The record is from RefSeq and is a predicted model, not a curated record. Lineage: Eukaryota; Viridiplantae; Streptophyta; Magnoliopsida; Fagales; Betulaceae.
AUGGUGGAGGAAUUGGCGGUCAUGUGUGACAGAAUAUCUCUUACUGAGGGGGAGAAGGAAGGAAUUACAAUUGUAGAAGGGGAGAUUAAGGAUCUUCGGCAGAAGGGUGAACGAUGCAUUGUUGGUAGGAUUGGUUCGGAGAAGCGAAUCAAUAAGGAAGCUUUUAUGGUGAUGAUAAGGAGGUUAUGGAAGAUUGUGGGAAAUAUUGUCUUUAAAGAAUUGCAAGAUAAUAUGUGGCUCUUUGAGUUCUCCAAAGUAGAAGAUAAGUGUAGGGUGCUUGAAGGGAGACCGUGGUUAUUUGAUCGCUAUAUACUGAUUUUGAAUGAAUUUGAUGGUAGUCCUCCAUCUCAGAUGGAUUUUUCCAAGUCGCCUUUUUGGAUUCAAAUUCAUGAUAUGCCUUUGGUCUGUAUGAAUGGCGGGGUUGGACGUAAAAUUGGAACUUCUCUGGGUGAGGUGUGGGAUGUGGAUGUAGCCGGUGAUGGGGUCGGUUGGGGAAGUUUCUUGUGGGUUCGGGUCCUACUUGAUUUAUUAAAACCGCUUGAAUGA